Cetraspora pellucida is the source of this 121-nucleotide messenger RNA. The record is from the annotation of a GenBank genome assembly. Lineage: Eukaryota; Fungi; Glomeromycota; Glomeromycetes; Diversisporales; Gigasporaceae.
AAAAGCUCAAAUGGAAUUUCCUAGUAAAAACAUAUUUGAACAUACUAAGAAUUUCAAUGAGGAAACUUCUGCAGUACAAGAAACAUUACAAAAUACUGACAUAGAACCAGAAUCCUCUUAA